Ceratosolen solmsi marchali is the source of this 2028-nucleotide messenger RNA. Its product is annotated as zinc finger protein 473 homolog. Gene Ontology annotation, cellular component: nucleus. The record is from RefSeq and is a predicted model, not a curated record. Gene Ontology annotation, molecular function: RNA polymerase II cis-regulatory region sequence-specific DNA binding; DNA-binding transcription activator activity, RNA polymerase II-specific. Gene Ontology annotation, biological process: regulation of transcription by RNA polymerase II. The transcript is spliced from 4 exons. The coding region runs from base 560 to 1909 and encodes 449 amino acids. Lineage: Eukaryota; Metazoa; Arthropoda; Insecta; Hymenoptera; Agaonidae.
UGGAGAGAGACGCACACACAUAGCGCAUGGAUAAAGAGACGAGGAGGGAAAGACAGAGAAAUAAUAGGAGUGACAGAGAUGAUUGGGAAAAGAAGGAUAGAAAGUAACAGAGAAAGAGAGAGGGUCAAAAAGGGUGGAAGAGAGAGAGGCCCGAAAAAGAGACGCUCGAUGCGCCAUGUGGAAUUCUCAAAUCUGUGGAAAAUGGAGCACGGGAAUGUCGCCGUUUCUGCAUGCGACGGAGAAGACAGAUGAAUUUCGAGGGAGAGAAAAAUAUCAUCAAUAACAAGAGACCGAGGAUGGAGUUCAAGACUUCAACUUCUGCUGUUACGGAGCGAUUAAUCUCGACGUCGUCUUCGUCGUCGGCAGGCUUUCACUUCGAUGUCUCGGAGAAACGCUUGUCGCUCCGAAUAAUUCGAGCCCGAGUGCGAGUGAGACGCCUAUAAAAACAAAUACAUCGCUCCUCUUUUAUAUACGGAACGGCUCUUUCCUCUUCUCUUCUGUGCUGUUUUUUUACUUUUGAAGGAUCUUUAGGAAUACUAUCCUUGUGGUAACGUUCAGCAUGGAUGACGAUGAACCUGCAAUAGUGUCCGGUGACAUAGAGACAAUUGUGAUAAAGCCAGAAUCUAUAGAGUUAUUAUUUGAAAUCGAUGAUCCAAUCUGGUUACAAGAAGAUUCUUCAGAAGAUUCAGAUUUAGAACUUGUGGAUAAUAACAUUGAUGAGUGCUGUUUUGUUACAUCUUCUGGUGAAGUUGUUACUAUUAAUAAUGAGGAUACAGUGCAAACCCCUUUUUAUCUGGAGAGUUAUUUUAUGGAUAACGAUGGAUUUAGAAGUAGAUCUCCUUGUGUGCCCAAUGAGCAACAAAAUGUUAUGGAGAUUGAUAGAGUUACAUGUUAUGAAUGUAACAUAGUAUUUUGCAAUGAACAUAGAUUGUUAGAGCAUCUCAUGACACAUAUUGAUGUUUAUAGGAUGGGUUGCGAAGUCUGUGAUAAGGACUUAAAUUUAGAUGAAAAAUUUCAACUACACAUGAUGGCUGUUACUUGGCAAAGUGUUUACUAUUGUGACUUCUGUAGAAAAUCAUGUGCAGGUGUUGUUAGAUCUAAGAGUCAACCACCACCUCCUGGUAAGACGUACAUGUGCCAUGACUGCGAAUAUCAAACAAAACAAGAAACUAUGGAUUUCCAAAGUAGUAUUCAGCUAUAUCAAAAUGUAGUAAGCAAGAUUACAAGCCCUCAGACAGAACUACCGCAGGAGUGCGCUCCAUCCUUACCCGUGCCACUUCCUCAACCACCCCCAGCAGUGCCACCACCACCGCCUCCGCCUACGGAAGUUCUGCAGGAUCAUAAGCAAAAGCCUAAUAGCGAUGCUAAAUUUGAAGAAUGCGAAUACUACUCGACGGAGAAUUCCACUCCAGAGGUUCAAGACUGCUACGUAUCCCGUAAACCACCAAUAAAGAAAGAAAAUAAAAAGUGCAGAAAGCCAAAACCUAAGGUACAGGUAGUGAGUGAAAGUAUGAAACAAACUUUAAAAAUGUCAACAAGAUCUCAUACAAGAGAGAAGAAUAAAAUGACACGUAGUUAUAAGUGUCGGUAUUGUCCUUUAGCAUUCACGGAACAUUAUAUUCUUAUGACCCAUCUACGUGAAAAGCACAAAUUUCACAAGCUCAGGUACGUAUGCAAGCUGUGUGGCAAGGAAUUCAUGCAGCAGCGAUGCUACGAGAAUCACGUGAGCUUCCAUCAACUCGCUAAGAAUCAUAUGUGUUUUGUGUGCAAUCUCGCUUUUCUCUCCAAGUAUGAACUAGAGCAACAUGCUCAAAUGCAUGACAAAAGCGAGAUUAUAAAUACUUAUUGCGAUAGUCCGGAGAGCGUUGCUUUGGACUUACGCAAAAAAAAAAGUAAGAGUACUAUGUGAAUAGUGACUUACAUAUGUAAGUAUGUGUAUUUUAUGAAAGCGAAUAGUGAUGAACAAGGCUAGUGUUUAUUAUUCGAGUUUUUGUACAAAUUUUUUCAUUUUCUUUUAGGGUGGCUUUC